This is a messenger RNA of Marchantia polymorpha subsp. ruderalis, 14348 nucleotides long. The record is from the annotation of a GenBank genome assembly. Lineage: Eukaryota; Viridiplantae; Streptophyta; Marchantiopsida; Marchantiales; Marchantiaceae.
GCUCGAGAGCUGAGCCAAGAAAAGAAGCCUCGAGGAACGAAGGAAAGAGGGAAGGAAGGAAGGAAGGCUCUGGGAAGGAAAGAAAGCGAAGCCCAGCCCAGCCCUGCCAGCCAGCCAGCCAGCAACGCGAGCGAGAGCAAGAGCAAGAGCUCGAGCUGCAGCAGCUGCAUCGCCGAUGCUGCCAGCCAUGCGUCAGGCCUUUAGAUACAGACGCAUGUACUGUCGUCGGAUAAUGUGAAAGUCCUCAAGGGCUGGUGCACCUCCACUUGAGCUGCGUUUUUUCACGAGAUUUCGGUUGGAUGAUUUGCCUGCCUCCCUCCCCUUCUAAUUCACCCUGUCUCGAACCCAAUGAACCUGAGUGUCCAUCCUGUACAGAAGAAGAAGAGCCCAAGUUCCCAGCUGCGGAAGCGGCGUGACAUGAUAGUGUGAACCCCUACACUGCCUGUGCAAGAAUAUUCGUGGCCCAUGCUGCUGUGUGAACCAGGAAUUGACAAGUGUUAGAAGCUUUGGAUGAUUCUUGACUGUGAUGGGUUAGUGGUAAUUGAAUUCCAGAUGAACUGACACUGAGGAGCUCUGAGAAGCCGAGAACACGAGCGAGGAGAGGAUUCACGCGAGUGUACAAUUUUGUAGGAAUUUGAGGAUUACUUGAAUUUUCGAGCUCAGAGUGGCAGGAUUUUGAAACAGAGGAAGACAUGCAACAAGCUGCUGGAAUGCUUUCAUUUCGAGAAGUCUGCAGUCCGAAGGGGCUGUAGGAUGACUUGCUUGCUGGAUCCAUAGUUUAUGGUCGUGGACAAGAAUCGGCUGUGGAUGGAUCUGAAUAGUGACGGAUCGGAGAGGAAUUGAGGGGAUUGAACAACUGGAGAACAAGACAGAUUAGAAAUCUGAGGGAAAUUUGCGGGGAGCCAUGGUUUUCGAGGAGCAUGUGGCCUAUUACCUGGAAAGGUACCUUGGCAAUUACGUCAAGGGCCUUUCCAAAGAAGCUUUGAAGAUCAGUGUCUGGCAAGGAAAUGUGGAGCUGACGAAUAUGCAGUUGAAGCCAGAAGCACUUAAUUCUUUGAAGCUGCCAAUCAAAGUAAAGGCAGGGUUCUUGGGAUCUGUCAAAUUAAAGGUUCCGUGGAGCCGAUUGGGUCAAGAGCCAGUUGUUGUGCUUCUAGACAGGAUAUAUCUCUUAGCAGAACCUGCCACCAACCUUGAUGCAGGAGAUGAUUCUGGGGAUGCUGUCCAGGAAGCCAAGAUGAAGCGUGUGAAGGAUACAGAAGCAAAAUUACUUGAAAGGAAGGCUGACAACGCGAAGAAAGAAGAAUUGAAUAAUACUUCUUGGUUAGGCUCCUUGAUCAGCACAAUUAUCGGAAAUCUGAAACUUUCGAUUACCAACAUUCACAUCAGAUAUGAAGAUUGUGAGAGCAAUCCAGGACAUCCGUUCGCUGCUGGUCUGACUUUGGAAAAGCUCGCCGCUGUGACUGUUGACGGCGAAGGGAAAGAAACGUUUAUUACUGGUGGAUCUUUGGAUCGCAUACAAAAGUCUGGAGAAUUGCAGCGGCUUUCGUUUUACUUCGAUCCCGACACCGAACCUUGGAAGCCCGAAAAGAAAUGGGAAGAUCUAUUGCCCAAAGAGUGGGCGAAGAUCUUUGGUCAAGGAAUUGGCGCGGAGUCAGUACAUGGUGAUGGAAUUAAAGGAAGUCGACGUGGUCAACAUCACUAUCUGCUCGCACCUGUCGGGGGAACUGCGAGAUAUAGUAAACUUGCAAACAAGGAUACAAGAACUCCUGAUCAACCUGCACAAAAAGCUAUUGUCGUGCUGGACGACGUCACAAUUGGUUUGUCAGAGGUACAAUAUCGAGAUGCCUUAAAGGUGGCUGAGAAUUUUUCGACAUUUAACAAACGCCUGCAAUACGCACAUUACAGACCCUCUGUCCCCAUCAAACAGGACAGUAGGGGUUGGUGGCAGUAUGCUUACAAGGCUAUAGUAGAGCAGCAGAAACAAGCAAGUGGUAAUAUAUCUUGGAAGCGACUAGUCAAACUUUCCGAGCUGAGAAAGCAGUAUGUUUCAAAGUACGUGAUGGCGCUGCAGUCCAACCCGAGUCAAAUGACAAUCGAUAACAACAAGGAAAUCCAAGAUAUGGAUCGUGAGCUUGACACUGAUAUAAUUAUACAGUGGAGAAUGUUGGCACACACAUAUGUCGAUCAGAAUCGAGCUCAAGAUCAAAAGCGGCAGCAGGAGCAACAGAAACAGCAGAGCUGGUGGUUGCCUUUUGGAUGGGCUGGCCAAUCAAACGUUGAUGACAAGGCCGUCAAGUUUACCGACGAGGAGUGGGAUCAGUUGAAUCAACUGAUUGGCUAUCAACAUGGGAAACAGUCAAAUAUCAUGCCAGGGCAGGAACCUCCCAAUAUGCUGCACACCGUUCUAGAAGUUCGCAUGCGCCGCAAUGCAACAAAAUUGGUGGCUUCAAAUGAUGAAGUCAUCAUGGAGUUAUCGGGUGAUGAACUCCAGGUCAAUUUACAUAUGUACCCAAAGACGGUGAAAUUUGACAUGGAGCUGGCUUCAUAUCAACUGUCAUGUCCGGAGGGUCUCCUCAUGGAGAGUGCCACGAAAGCGGAGGCAGUCAAUGCCACAUUCAUCUAUUUACCGAUGAAAGAAAAUCUUGACUGGAGUCUGGCUGCAAAAUGUUCACCAUGUUACGUUACCGUGUUCAUGCCAAGCAUCAAUAGAUUGAUCGCCUUUUUCCAAACCAGUCGAACUGUAAGCAGGAGUGUUGCCUUGGAGACCGCCACAGCAUUACAGUCAACCUUAGACGAAGUAACUCGCAACGCUCAGCAGCAGAUAAACAAAGCCUUGAAAGAUCGUCCACGAUUUAAGAUGGAUCUUGAUAUUGCAGCACCGAAGGUCACGAUCCCAACCGACUUUUACCCUGACGGUGUUAAACAAAGCAAGCUUCUUCUUGAUUUCGGCCACUUCAACUUAAAGAGUGAUCUGGACGACGAUCCACAUGAGUCGGCAGAAGAAAACAGACUGUACAUGCGUUUCAGGAUAAGGUUGACCGAUGUAUCUGCUAUCUUAGUUGAUGGAGACUACGAUUGGAAACGGAAUUUUGAUGAUUUUCACCAAGCCUUUAAAGAGGACAAGAGGGAUACCAGAAGAGCAACGUUUCUGCCAUUGUUGGAAAAGUGUGGUAUGCUGGUUGCAUUGCAACAGAUAUGCGUUCCUCAUCCUCAAUAUCCGUCGACGAGAGUUGCCGUGAGGUUACCUUCCCUUGGGUUCCAGUUUUCUCCUGCACGUUAUCACCGCCUUAUGCAAGUUAUGAAGGUGUUUCAGAACAGCUCUUCAGAUGAUGGUGAAAGUUCUUCAGUCCAUCCAUGGGAGCCAUCUGACUUUGAGGGACAAGUUUCAGUGCUGGCGUGGAAGGGUGUUGGGCAUCGUGAAGCUGUAUGGCAACACAGAUAUGCAGCAUUAGCAGGUCCCUUUCUCUAUCUUCUGGAGUCUUCGUCCUCCCAGACUUAUAAAUACUGCUCCAGUUUAAUUGGAAAGCAAGCCUCCGUUGUCCCCCCCGAUUCUAUCGGAGAUGUGCCAUAUGUGCUUGCUGUUUGUGAUGCUGGCCAAUUCAACAAUAAGGUUGCGGAGUCUGUAAAUGCCUUGCUCUUGCGUUUUGAAGAUGAGUCGACCAUGAACAAUUGGCAAGGGCGAAUCACAGGAGCAAUUUAUCGAGCAUCGGCACCUGUAGCUGUUGCUGGAUUGGUUGGAUCCAAGGAACAUGAUGAUGCCAAAGAUGCGGUUGUUGAGGCGUCUGAAGCAAAUGAGCAAUUGAACCCAGCCGAACAAGAAAGUUUUUUCUUGACCGGAGCACUUGAUGAGCUGAAGAUCAUCAUUAGCAAUAGCCAAGUUGAUGAUUAUAAUUCACCACAACUGCUUCUUGGAUCUGAAAUACCACUCUUAGAGUUUCGUGCCAUAGGGACUAAGGUGGAAUAUGUUAUGAGGACGUAUGAUAUGUCAGUCGGAGCAGUUCUACAGGCUUUAGAAGUCGAGGAUAAGUUCCAUGGGCAUGUUUCUCCAUCUUGUAAGUAUCUGGCUCGCUCCUACAUCAAGACAGCCCAUAAAAUUACAGGAGUCCCGCCUUUGAGUAACGGGAGAAAUGGUCAUGGAAAGCACCACAGACACAGACCAUCAAACGGAAAGAAAAGCCCCAAACGCCGGCAGACCAGUGAAAGUGACAGGUUCUUUGAUGCGCCCGAAGAGUUCUUGGAUGCCGAAGAGCAGUCCAAAGGUCACAGGCUUAGACGAUCAUCUGACUCUCUGUCCAAAUUCUUUGAUGCUGAGGAGGAUGGGAAUAGUCAGAGUGGAGACGAUCGAGAGCCUCCAAGCUUCAAGCGUGAUUCUGGGCUUCUUCCUCUUACCGGUCUUAAAGAGAACGGUGAAGACGUUUUAAAAGAGGGAGCGGAGAAUUUUGUCAAAGCACAAGUGAUUAUGUGCUCUCAAGACUCACCAGAUUAUGGGAAUGUUGAUAAGCAGGUCAAAGUGACGUUGGCAACUCUUUCAUUUUUUGCAAACCGGCCAACACUUCUUGCCUUGCUCGAUCUUGUGACAGCAAUUAACGCCGACGUUGAACCUAAAGAUCCAAAUCCAGCUCCUUCCUCUACUGAGUCUGAUGCUAUUGUCAGUACCAUCAAUCCGAGGGGCAUAGACGAGGAAGAAAACGAAAUACAAACACCUUUUGGUCGGCAUGAUUCAGUCGUCAAAGGAUUGCUUGGAAGAGGGAAGAGCAGAAUGGUUUUUCUGGUGGUCUUGUACAUGGAUCGAGCACAGAUUUUCCUCAAUCUGGAGGAUGGCUCUCAACUUGCAGUACUCGCUCAGGAAGAUCUACAUACUGAAAUUAAGAUAUUUCCAGCUUCUUUUGGCAUCAAAGUAGCGCUUGGCAAUCUUAAAGUGAGUGAUGGAAGCUUGGAUAAUAAUCAUCCGUAUCACUAUGUAUGCAAUAUGCGCGAUCCCCAGGGCACUUCCUUUGUCGAGCUCGAGUUUCUCUCUUUCAAUAAGGAAGACGACGACUAUGAAGGAUAUGAGUACAGCAUCAAGGGCAAGUUAUCCGAGUUGCGAAUUGUCUAUCUCAAUCGAUUCAUCCAAGAGAUCAGCAGUUACUUCAUGGGUCUUGUUCCGCAAAAUUCUGGCUACGUUGUGAAGCUGAAGGACAGAUUUACGGAUGUGGAGAAAUUUUUCACUCAGUCCGAAAUUGAAGGACAACCAGCUCUGAAGCUGGGCUUGUCUCUAAGCAAGCCUGUUAUAAUCAUGCCUCGAUCAACCAAAAGCACAGAUUUCCUUGAGUUGGAUAUUCUCCAUAUCAAUGUCUCAAACAGCUUCAACUGGCUAGGAGGAGAAAAGGAUGAACUUGGUGCUGUUCGUUUGGAAACAACAACUUUACAGCUGGAAGAUCUUCAUCUCGUGGUUGGUGUUGGGGGUAAAACGGGAGAAGGCAUCAUUCAGGAAGCGAACGGGCUCUCUCUUGUAGUUCGACGACCAAUUCGUGAUCUAUGGCACCAGCUGCCAGCUGUGGAGGCAUCUAUAAAGAUCGAGAAAUUAAAGGCAGCUCUCUCUGACAAAGAAUAUCAAGUGAUCACUGAAUGCGCUAUUAGCAAUAUGGCAGAAACGCCGAACUUGCCUCCUCCAGUCAUUGAGAAGGUGCCUAAUGAGGACAAAGAUGGGCGGGAGAUAGAGAUGAAUGUGAAAGCUCCAAAUUCUGACGACGUCGAAGUUCAACGAGCGGAUAAUACCAGUGGUUCUGCAUCUGAGAGUUGGACGACUAUAAAAGUUGGUGUGGGAAUUAAGAUGGUUGAGUUGUCCAUAUUCACCGGGAAGGCGAGGGAAGCACCAUUAGCGUCUGUACAGGUUACAGGUGUAUGGGCUGCGUACAAGUCUAACUCUAUUGAGGAAUCUACGAUUAUGGCUACGUUGGAGAAGUUCAGUGUCAGAGAUGAUAGAGAAGGAACUGAGUUAGAGAUGCGUUACAUGAUUGGAAGUGCUGAUGAAGAAGAAUCCAACGUGAUUGAACUGAGUGAGCAGGAGGGGCACAACGGAUCUUGUAGUAACCAAGAUUGCAGAUCUGCUCUUACAAUGCUGGUCAUGGAUGCUAAUUUGUCGCCAACUUUACAAACGAUUACCUUAAGGAUUCAACGCCCCCGAUUGCUGGUUGCUUUGGACUUUCUGCUUGCAGUUGCUGAAUUUUUUAUCCCUUCCAUGCAUGCGAUGCUCUCUGAUGGGAAGGGUGCAGACGCGAAUCCCAUCGAAAUGCAAAAUGCCAUAUUUCUUGAUGACCCAGUUUACAAACAGUCAGACAGAGAAAUAUCAUUAUCACCGAAGAGGCCCCUUGUUGCGGAUAAAGAUGGUCUGGAUAAGUACAUUUAUGAUGGAAGGGGAGGAACAAUUCGGUUGUUAGAUCGCAAGGGAGCAGAUCUUCGUGAUUUUUCACGUGAGGUGAUAAUGUUUGUGGGAGAUGGCAAGAGGCUCAAGUUCAAAAAUGUGAUCAUUCAAAAUGGCGACUAUCUGGAUUCUUGCAUCUCGCUUGGAAGCAACAGCAGCUAUAGUGCCUCUGAAGACGAUGGCGUGUUUCUGGAAGGUCAACCAGAGAAACCUGCGGAAGCUAGUUCUUACAAGGAAUCUGGGGUUGACGCUCAAGAUGAACAUCCUUCCAUGGACAGGGCUGAUGCCAAGCCUAUCGUUGAGAUCAUCUUCAAUCUUCAGGCUAUUGCCCCAGAGCUUACAUUUUAUGACAGCAUGAAGAGACCAGCAGACAGUGUGCUUGUACCUGAAAGACUUUUACGGGCAAGAAUGAACGUGUUCUCAAGAUUCAUCCUCAAAGGAGAAGAUAUGGAGCUGAAUGCCCAAGUAAAUGGACUGACAAUUGAAGCCAGCAGUGGAAUUCAUGUACUGGAGCCUGUAGACAUGGGUGUAAAAUACACGAAAGUGACCGGAAAGCAACAUAUUCAUGUUGAUAUGUCGGAGGUUGUAACGAAUUUCUCUUUCAGUAUUUUGCAACUCAUACUACGGCUCCAGACGGAUGUUAUGUCCUUUCUUCGAAUAACAUCGGAACAAACUACUGUUCAGUGCUCUGAAUUUGACAAAAUCUGGGCAGACGAUGAUGAGAAGUCUGGAGCCAAUUGCAUCACGUUCUGGCGACCGAGAGCACCUCCAGGUUUCGCAAUUCUUGGAGAUUGUUUGACUCCUCGAGACGAAUCUCCAUCGAAAGGAGUAACCGCCUUGAAUAUGAGCUUUGCUCGGGUCAAAAGGCCCGUGGACUUUGUGCUUGUUUGGUCGUCAUAUGAAGCUCAAUUAGUGAAUACAAGCAGGCUUUAUGAUGCAGACGAUGACGACAAGCCUUCAGAUUGUUCCGUGUGGCUCCCUGUGGCUCCCAAGGGAUAUGUUGUUCUGGGUUGUGUUGCAACGCCUGGAAGGGAUCCUCCGCCACUAAAUACAUGCUUCUGUGUUUUAGCAGCUCUAGUGACACCCUGCCAGAUGAGGGAUUGUAUAAUUAUUUCUCGAGAUAAUGAUGAAGCAUCUGAUGCCAAAAAGUGGGCAUUUUGGAGAGUGGACAAUUCAACUGGCUCUUUUUACUUGGAUGGACAGUCCGAGCAUGCAAAGCCGUUCAGAGCGCAGGAGCUUAGGCAGAUCAUUUCCAAUUAUGAAUCAUUUCCAGUUCAAGAGACAAAGCCGUCAAGGUCAAUACAGCCCACAUCAAAUCAACAGAGUCCACUUCAUCAUUCGUCAGCUAGACAAAGUCUUACUCCAAGCCUGUCUUCAGGACGUAUAUAUGAAAGUAUUGCCCGAUUCGAGUUAAUUUGGUGGAAUAAGGGAAGUGGAUCAAAGAAGGGAAUUUCCAUAUGGCGACCCGUAAUUCCGGCUGGUUGUGUUAUACUGGGGGAUAUUGCCGUGGACGGGUUUCUGCCACCUGAUGUUGGCCUGGCUUUACGUGAUAAUGAGGAGAGUGGACAGCUCUGUAAGCCUCUGCGGUUUUACCGGAGAGGACAAGUACCACGAAAGAGGAAUAUGGGGACUGUUUCAUUUUGGUUUCCUGUCGCUCCCGUCAACUAUGUCGCUAUGGGCUGUAUAGCGAGUACCACUUCCAAUUCUCCUCCAGAAGCGAUUAACUUUGUUCGAUGUGUUCGGAAGGACCUUGUAAUCGGGGCAAACUUCAGCAGCUCCAGCUUGUGGGACUCCACUUGUAUGAAGAGUGGCAACGACGAACUGCGGAUUUGGCCGGUGGAAAAUGAGGCACAUACAUUUUUCGUGAUUCGGAAGAUAAAAGCUCCACCAAAAGAACUUGCUCUCAGGCUUGCUGACUAUCAAGAAUCGAGCGCUCCUGACAAUAUUGUCAGUGAUGUCGAGGUGAAACGUAUUUCAGCAACGUUUUUUGACGACUAUGGGGGCCUGAUGGCACCUCUUGUGGAUGUCUGUCUGAGUGGCAUAACAGGUAGUUUACAUGGGCGCAUGGAAUCUAUGAGCUGUACUGCAAACUUUAAUCUCACAGCAACAAGUUUCAACGGGAAAUAUAGUGCCUGGGAACCCCUGGUUGAGCCCUGGGACGGACGCGUGAGAUUUUCGUACAGUAGUGAUCCAGAGAACAGAGCCCGGCCAACGGUCACGAAUAUCCGAUUGACAGCUUCAAGUGAAUUGAACAUCAACCUGUCAACGGCAAAUGUGAACAUGUUGUUGGAGGCUUAUGCCAGCUGGAACAGAAUGAAUCAGUUGGAAGAAAAGUCGAAGAAACAGUUCUCUCUGGACUCGAAGGGCCGAUGGAGUAGUAAACCUGCUCUUGAUUUAAAGAGUCAAGAAAAUCUUUCUUGCGUUAGUCAUAACGAACUGGGAGAAGAAUUGUUUUUGCGUAUAGUCGAGAACAAGCAUUCCAAAGUUUUAUCGCUUCCAUCAGGAGGCAGUGUAUCAGUGAGACUUCCCACUGCACACAGCAUUGAAGAACCAGGUGCUAAGGCAACGUCUAGGAGAAAUCCCAACAAGUUUGUGGCAGUGAAAAUUGGGGAUGCCCAGGUUCCAAGAGACGAAGGAAUAGGUGGACGUGAUUAUAUGGUGGCCAUACGUGUUGUACCCCGUGCCCAAUCAUCUGACCAACGACAGCUCCAGUACCAGAGCGCCCGAACUCGUUCUGUUCCUCCAGAAGAUGGUGCAUUUUCGGACAGUGUCACUAUACACUGGGAUGAGAUCUUUGUUUUUGAAGUGGAAUCGGAGGAAGGAAACACAGCGGAAAUUGUUAUUACUGACCUCAGUAAAGGUGGACCGGUUGGAUUCUGUUCAACUCAACUAUCACAAGAAUCAACAAAGCCCUCUGUUCCGGAGAAUAAUACUCAUAUACCGUGGUCGGAUUUGGAUCUUCAGUGGGAAUUGGUUUAUCCGACACAAAGCGAGCUCAAAGAAGGGAAUGUCGGAGAACAUUGCGGGAGAAUAAGUCUCGCGAAGCACUUCUUCUCAAUCGUUGGAGAGGUCUCCAAAGACGCCGAUGGAAAACGACAUGAGUCAGGAACUUUCCAGUUUAGCCCAUCACCUGAGGGUCCAUGGAGCCAUGUUGGUCUAAACUAUGCUUUAGGUGCGGCUCCUUGGCAAGUAAAUAAGGAUAUUAUGGCCAGUGAGUUCUACGUCGAUGGAGGAGUAAAACACUUAAUAAUUCGCUCACUAGUUGUUGUGCAAAACGGGACUGACUUCGACGUGGAAGUAAGUCUAUGCAUGGUAUCAGCUCUUGGUGUGAAAAGAGCCGUGCGGGAGAGUGGAGUCGGUGAAACCGUUGAAGAAGAGGUGUUCGAGAAUGAGCGGUACCAACCUUUAUCUGGCUGGGGAAGCAAAUGGCCAGGUCACCUCUUACCCUCAGAUCCUGGACGAUAUAGCGACAGAGACUCCAAAGGAUCAACAGAGGAAUUUCCUGCCGUGAAGCUGCCGCCAGGCUGGACAUGGACUAGUGAUUGGCAUGUUGAUCAAGUGGCUGGUGUAGAUGAAGAAGGCUGGUCUUAUGGUUUUGACUUUCGCAAUCUAAACUGGCCCCCAACUAAUGGUUCAGAAAGGCUUUUCAGUUUUGUGAGGCGCAGGCGAUGGGUUCGGUCCAGACAAUCUGUCACCGGUGGAAGUACUCGAGUGACUGUAGGAACAUUAGCACCCGGUGGGAAAAUCCCUCUACCAAUAGCCUGCCUCCGUGCAACUAGUCCCGACUAUUGCCUCCAAAUUAGACCUCAACCUGGAGGAUAUCACCCGGGGAGCUACAAAUGGAGCCAAGUGAUUCCUUACAAAGGAUUUCCUGACCACGGAGUGAAACAAGAGUCAUCAAAGGAAAUAAGGAUACAGUCUCUUGUAGAAACAGAGGAGUUGCUAAGCUGUUCACUGGAAGCAUCCAGUAGCUUGUCAUCAGAGAAAGAUAUUUGGUUCUGUUUGGAAACAACUGCCACGAGUGUGGGGAAAGAUGCAGAGAUGGACCCGAUCAAAGACUGGAAGUUAGUGAUAACAGCCCCUUUAAUGUUGACAAACUAUCUUCCCGUUCCUUCCGAGUAUUCUGUAUCUGAGAAACGAACUGGCAAGGGUUUAAUAGUAAGAGAAAGAGGUAUAAUCAAGCCGGGGGAAGCUGCAGGAAUAUUCCAUGCAGAUCUUAGAAAGCCACUCCAUCUUACUUGGCUUCCGCAAGGUGGUUGGCAGCCCAAGAAGGAGACGGUCAUUAUAUCUCAUCCAUACAGAGAUGUUGCAAAUCACAUGAUGUACACCAAUUCCAGAACUUCAAGGUCAAUGGAAGUCAUGAUUGAACACGAUCAUGAAGUAAAGGGCGUCGCUGCAAAAGUAGUUCGGAUUUAUGUACCUUGUUGGCUGGACAGUGCCAAGUGUCCAGCUCUGCAAUUCAGAAUCAUUGACCUUUCUAAACCCGGAAAGGAGAAUGGGCCAGAUCGUCAUACUCAACCGCAGGAGGGGAUAACGAUGGGAAGGCUCAAGGAGCAAAUCAAUCAAGAUGAAAUGGAAAAUUAUCAGGCAUUGAUACCUGAUAUAGACGUGGAUACCAUGGGUUUGUCUGUGGCUGUGACUAGUAGCAAUCCAGAUUUGUUUGGACCUAUAUCACCGCUCAGUCCUCUCAAUAAUCCGGAUGGAACUGUCGAGCUAAGAGGGCUGGCCGAAAACGGCUCGUUUUUCCGAUUCCUUGUAACAACAUCAUCCUGCCCCUUGAACUUUGUCAAAACGAAGGUAUUUCGCAUCCGGCCCUAUAUCUUGUUUACAAACAGGUGUGGACAAGCGAUAUACAUGAAACAGAAGCGGGCAGACGAUAUCAAGACAUUACACCCUGCUGAUUGGAGAGUCUCGUUUCCUUUUCCUGAAGCGGAAGAAUCUGAACUUUUGCAGAUCAAGUUGGAUGGAUGCCAAUGGUCUCUACCGUUUUCCGUUGACAAAGAAACAACUAUGCACAUUGCUCUGCGAAAAGAGGAUGGAGGAAGACGCUCUGUUCGGAUCGAAAUACGUGGAUAUGAAGAAGGAUCGCGUUUUCUAGUCAUGUUCAGAUUAGGUUCUGCUCGAGGUCCAUACAGGCUGGAUAAUCGCACCAACAAUACUGAAUUCAAGAUACGACAGAAUGGCCUGGAUGACGACGCGUGGAUGAAUCUGCCUCCUCACUCAACGAAAACGUUUGCCUGGGAGGAUCACUGUCAAGAACAACUUUUGGAAGUUUUAGCUCUUGGCAACAACGUUGUUAUUGAUGUGAACAAAAUAGGUUAUCAUCCCGCUCUAAACUUGGGCCCGCACUCGUCCACGACUGUAAGUGUACGAGUAUUGGAAUUGAUGGAGGUGAAGACCGUAAGAUUUUUUGAAGAAAUAGACGAGUUGGAGGAGGUAGAAGGUGAACAUGAGAUAUCAUCAAGUCAAGAAGAGAUGAUGCCAGCUGAGGAGGAUGCUGAAGAGCAAGCAUCAGCCCAAACUGAAGUUGUUAUAGAUAUUCCCAGAUUGGGGUUAUCAGUAACUGACCACAAACCACAAGAAAUUUUAUACCUAUUUUUGGGGAAUGUUAUUUUCACCUAUCAAAUGGGAUUUGGGGCUAGAACUAGCAGUCUUAAACUACGAGUUGGCGACCUGCAACUGGAUAAUCAACUUCCUCUCGCAUGGAUGCCAGUCCUUCUUGCUCCCGAGAGGAGGAAUGAAGACAAGGAGUUCUUAUUAACGGCCACGGUCACAAUGUAUGAUGACAGUAUAGAAGCUACGACUGUGUUCUCCUAUGUUGGGGUUCAAGUGCAAAGUGGAUGGCGUGUCAAUGUUCAUGAGCCGAUCAUCUGGGCUAUAGUAGAAAUGUACAACAAUCUCCAUUUGGAUCGAUUGUCUGAUGGUUCGGACGUCGUCCAGGUUGAUCCAGAGUUCCGAAUUGAUUUAAUUGAUGUCUCAGAAGUACGACUGAAGCUGACCUUGGAAACUGCUCCAGCUGCCCGUCCCCGUGGCAUGCUUGGAUAUUGGAGUCCAUUGGUUACAGGUCUUGGAAAUACUAACAAGAUGCCGAUCCACUUUAGCAACGUCCUCCAUAAAGGUAGAUAUAUGAGGAAAAGUCAGAUCGGUCCUGCAGUUACAAGCAGGAUUCGAAGGGAUUUGAUUCAUCAGCCUCUUCUUCUUCUGUCUGGAGUAGACUUUUUGGGCAAUGCAAGUUCAACCAUAGGAACAUUGAGCAAGGGUGCAGCCCAGUUGUCUAAUGAUGGAAAGUACUUACGACUUCGAUCCAAGAAGGAUCGAGCCAGAAAUUUAUCCGGUGUUGGUGAUGGGCUCAUCCAAGGGACCGAAGCAUUGGCACGAGGUUUCGCAUAUGGUUUGACUGGCGUUGUGACCAAGCCCAUCACCAAUGCAAGGCAGCACGGCUUUGUCGGUUUCUUCCAAGGUGUAGGGAAAGCUGCCGUUGGUUUUGUAAUGCUCCCUGUUAGCGGGGUGCUUGAGUUUGUAUCUUUAACGGUGAACGGUGUUGGCGUGAGCUGCACCAAUUGCUUUGAGAUUUUUGACAAAGAAUCUCAUGUCAAGAGGACAAGAGUACCAAGGGCUAUACGAGGAGACGGUAUCCUGCAAAAAUAUGACAGCAAUGAUGCACUGGGGCAAGCACUUUUACAUCUGGCCCAGUCGGGAGCCCUCUUCGGCUUUAGGGAAGCGUUCAGCGAGCCUGCUAAAUACGCUUGGUCUGAUUUCUACGAGAACCAUAUUGAGCUGCCGAAAAACAAAGUUUUGAUGCUUACAAAUCGGCGUGUGAUGAUGCUAGUGCGCCCUGCGUCGCAUUUCCAAAAGCCAGAGAAGUUGUUUACAGAUCCUAGCUCAAUUGAGUGGGAAGUACCAUGGCGAAACGUUCUAGCCGUGGAGAUAGCUGCUCACCUUCAGUCCAUUGUUGUACUCCACCUAAGAUGGAAUACAAAGAGCUUCGCCCAAGUCAUCAAAUGCUACCAUGGAGAGCCGGAGGGAAGAGUUUCCCACUCUAAGAAAGUUGUUAAAAGCAUAUGCGAAGUGUGGAAGAAAUAUGGACCAGACCGUCACACUGUUACUUCUGAGGAAAGGAGGCAUGCGCACCAAUUAAGGCUUAUACCAGCAAGCCUUAGAUCAAAACGCUCAUCAAAUCCGGGAAGUUUGAGAGAUGAUGGUUUGAUCGAAACAUCCUCAACUGCUGAAGCUAGAAGCCUUGCCCGUGAAGAUGUUGGGGGCAUGACUCAGGAGGUCGUGUUGUUUAGGAAAAUAUGGAUCAGUGAACAGGAAACAGGCUUUACAUGCUCUGUCUGCUCCCUGGGCACCACGCCUGCAGAAAUCUGCACAAUAUGGCGACCACAGGCUCCAGACGGGUACGUGUGUGUAGGAGAUAUUGUCCAUCAGGGUGUUGAACCACCAGCUGUUGCUACCACAUACAAAAAUGCGGAGGGCAUGUUUGCCAAACCCAUCAGUUACGAUCUGGUGUGGAGAAAUUGGAAAGAUGGCUUUACGGAGCACGUGUCAAUUUGGAUGCCGAAGCCCCCUCAAGGAUAUGUAGCAUUAGGCUGUGUAGCAGUAGCUGGGUACAUGGAACCGGAUGCUGAUGCAUGUUGGUGCAUCAGAGAAGAUUUGGCAGAACACACGGAAUUCGAAGAUUCAAUUGUUUGGGAAGCACCUGUUAAUUCUCCAUGGGACUGUUACAUAUAUCCCAUCACGUGUGAAGCCCUCACGUUUUUUGCGUUACGUGAGCAUGAGCAUAAUGCUGGAGUUAGACCUAGAAGGGUGAAAUUGACUAGUGUCACUAAUGUAUAUCAAAUUUAGGUUAGCACCUAUUAGAUGGAUCCCAUCCCAUGUAUAUUUAUUCUUUUAUGAGACGUAUUGAAGUCUCAAAUAGAAAUUUCACCUGUUAUAUCUGCUCUGG